Messenger RNA from Acromyrmex echinatior (Panamanian leafcutter ant), 3418 nucleotides. RefSeq names its product irregular chiasm C-roughest protein teiresias (gene tei). The record is from RefSeq and is a predicted model, not a curated record. Gene Ontology annotation, cellular component: cell-cell junction; plasma membrane. Gene Ontology annotation, biological process: cell-cell adhesion. Lineage: Eukaryota; Metazoa; Arthropoda; Insecta; Hymenoptera; Formicidae. Gene Ontology annotation, molecular function: cell adhesion molecule binding.
GCGACGCGCACUUCGAACCUCGCUCGCUCGCUCGUCGUAUCCGCGCCUCGUAUAUCUUGUAUUCCGCGCGAUAACGUGCGGACCGUCGGUGUUACGUUUCGCGUUACGUUCGUUACUCUCUUCCGCGUCUGCCGUGUAUGCGUGACGUUUACGAGCGUGACGUCUCCUCGCGAUCUUUCGCACACGUCGUUCGUUGCGACCGCGACGUAAGCGAGACGUCAAGGUGUUGUGGAAUCUCCGCUCCCUCGGGUUGGUUAUUCGCUGCGAUACCAGAGAGAGAGUGCGUCAAAUGAUGCCUCACCCUUUUCGCUGUGCUGUGAGAAGGGUGGACUAAUCUUGCAAAAGCAGUGUCGAAAGGAUUGCCGUCAUCGAGGAAACGUCGCUCACGCUGUCUCCUGGUGAGAGGGGAUGAUGUGGACGGCCGCUGGACGGCCUUGGAGCAGAUGUCCGCAUUCCUCGGUGUCGUCUUGUGUCGAUUAUUGAUUCUCGUGGUCUAGCCUGUGAAGUGAAGAUUCGCGCUGCAGAGAGAGGGAGAGAGAGAGGGGGAAAGAGAAAACACGACGAUUUGGUGCACGAAGAGAUGCGCGACGCGGACAAGAGGUCCGAUUUUGUCGCGACGGAACUGCAGCUUCCUCGUGCGGUAGUGCAUCGUCGAUGCUGAAUCGCGUGCUUGGCACGUACGCGGUGGUGGUGGUUCUCGAGUGGACUCUUUCGCGCGGAUGACAGCUGGACGUUUUCGCCGCGGGGGUGACAGUGAGAUCCUCGAGCUCAUUGUCAGUUGAGCUGAGAAGAGACGAGUCUCUCGCGUCGCCGAGAGUUCGAGACACGCCGUCGGUGAUAUCCGACGAGGACUACUGCGCGAAUCGGGUGGUGAUCUGUAGUGAUGCCGUGAUGGGCUGCAGCUCGAGAUCGUUCUUCCUGACCACGCUCCUCCUCGUGGCUGGAUUAUUGUCGAUCGCCCUGUUCGCCGAGAUAUCUUGCGCGACACGCUUAAGACAGCGACCUACGGAUUCUCCGAGAGGAGGUUCCGUGAACGAGGCUGGUGUUUUUGCGCUACGAGGCAGGCAAGAGGGUAGCCGGCGUUCCAGGCGAACUACCACCAGCACGACGAGCACAACGACGACGUCCGGCUCGACAUUGAUACCUCUACCUGACGAAGUAGUGCAACCCGCGGCCCUUUUGGCCCCCGAAGAGGAGUCAUGGUCUACCAGUUCUUCCACCACAACCAACAUUGCUCUAUCUUCAGAUAUGGCCGACACGUCAUCCAAUCCGCCAUUGGAACUUGUAGUGAAGCCUCAUAGUAAAGUCAUCUUACCCUGCGAACUGGAAGGAAAUUACUCGAGAUUAUUACUGCCGGGAGCAAGAAGUUACAGAAUACGACCGGCGACGUGGCUACACGAAGGUAGUCCGGUGGAUAUGAUCACGAUAGACACGAGAACGGAAAUGAGCGGAACCGGGCACCGGUACAUCGGCGACUCGACAACCGCAGCACUGCACAUAGACAACGUCAGAUUAGAGGACGAUGGUGUGUGGGGCUGCACGCUGGAGGAUGACCGGGGGAAGAUUCUCUUCGGCAAACCGGUGAAGCUGGUCGUGCUCGAGGCACCUCGUGGGACGUAUCUGCUGAUAGAUGGCCGCCGGCUAGAUCCUGGAAACCAGUUUGUGCCGGUGAAGGAGGGCUCGGAGCUCACUCUCGAGUGCGCGGCUGAGGGUGGAAACCCACCGCCCAUCCUGGCGUGGGGCAUGACCUUGUCUCAAGCCACUUUAGACGGCCCAGAACAACCGCCAGACAACCUCACUGUAUUGCCCUCAACAUCCGGCAGACGCAGCGGAGCUCACCUAAAGGUCUUGAGGGGACAUCACAACGCCACUAUCGUUUGUGUCGCCCGCCACAUUACGCUGAUGAUACCAAUGAAUGCCAGCAUUCUGCUCGACGUCCAAUAUACUCCAUCGUUCGCGAUAACGCGUUUACCUGGUUUUGGAAUUCCGAUCGUCGAGGGGAUGUCUGUCAGCCUGAAAUGCGAGGUAGACAGCAAUCCAGCCAGUACUCCAAUUUGGCAGCGCGACAAUGGACCGCCCCCCGUGGAGCAGAGCGAUGACGGAUGGUUGAACUUCACAAAAAUCACUCGGGCCGAGAGCGGCUGGUACAAGUGUUAUACGCGGCAUAUGCUCGGCAUUUUCACCAGCAUCGGAUAUUUUCUCAAUGUUCGCUAUGAUCCAGAUAUGGAGACCGAAGCGGAAGCACUGAACGGUGAAGCGACUGAUUCUCGACGGAUGGAGGUGCAAAUCGGCGGUGCUGUGACCCUCGAAUGCGACGGCGGUUGUUGGGGCCACGGACCUGGAAUGGAUCCAGUAGGUGGACCCGGACCUCUCGCUUUGAGCCGAGUAGUAUACCAAGAAGCUGGGGAGUAUCGAUGCGUCGCGCCGGAUCGGAAAAUGCAGGACACGUGGCGAGCUCAGUUACCCUAUCACAUCAAAGUUACCGGACCACCCAUGGUUCAUCCACCGAGUCAAACGGUGACGGCGAACGAGGGCGAAUCCCUGGACAUCAUCGUCGAGUUUUGUGCUCGGCCGAGUUACACGAAGGUUCUCUGGAUAUCGGAGAAGCAUGUGUAUGUGCCGGACGCACCCUCCCGUGACGGAGUUCGAGCCCUCGCAAUCGAGGACGGCGGCACGGAGUCAUGUUACAGGACGACCCUGCGUUUCGAAACGAUUCAGUCGUCACAUACAGGAGAAUGGUUGCUACUGGUCCGUUCGUCAGAAGGGAUCGCCGACGCUUCCGUUCUAUUAAACGUGACACGCGCUUCCGGUUACAGUCAUGCCCACAUCCGAUCGGCGAGUAUUACGUACCUUCUACUUUGCCUGAUCCUACAGGCGAUCUUGCGGGAAUACCGUCGCUGAGGCGAUCGUCCGAUGGAGAUUUUGGCGGAAGAAACUUUGGCAAAAUUCCUAGCUAUAUGGAAAGCUCGUACGUUAGCUUCCCCAAUGACGAGAGGAAAAGGGAAGCUUCUCUGUACAUAAUAUCGAAAUUCUUUCUCCGAAAGAAUUUUCCCCGCGCGAUUCUCGCGUCAACGAGACGCACAAUUUGCCCGACGUGCCGCGACGCGACACUUGCGUCUCUGGCAUAGCACGAAUACAAUGAAACACUGGAUGGGAGUUCUGCUGACGCGCCUUCGGCGCGAAUUAUUACGGCCUUGGUGUUCCUCGGAUCUCGUAGCGGGUCCUCUUGUUCUACUCUAGGACGCGAAUCUGGAUAACGCGUUUACGAAUGUACGAUCACGCGAAAGCGCACGGACCGUUGCCAUCGUUAUGUAAAAUCUUAGGCAAGCUUGCGUCCGCUCGAACGAGUCCCCGUGCGAUUGAGACACGAUUAAAAUUCGAUUUCUCUGGCCUUAUAUAUGAGAAUAGCGGAGGGGCG